Paramecium pentaurelia is the source of this 3004-nucleotide messenger RNA. The record is from the annotation of a GenBank genome assembly. NCBI's taxonomy places the organism in Eukaryota, Ciliophora, Oligohymenophorea, Peniculida, Parameciidae.
AUGAAUUGUUAUAAGAAAGAAAUCACAAAAAAUUGGUUAUAUUAAGAAGAUAAAUAUAUAGAAAAUAUAGUUGGUGCUUUUGAAGUAAUAAAAUUACAUGAAGAAAGAUCAGUAUAAGCUGGAAAUGCUCGUUAAAAGAUUACAGAAUAACUCUAAAAAUAUAUUGAUGAAGAUCCAGAAGAUUUACCUUAACAUUUAAGUACAUAACAUGUUCUUUCACUUGAUGAAUAAUUACUAGAUUAUCCAUGUUAUAAGAAAGGUGGAAUAUUUGGAUCUGUAACAUAAAGAUAAUGUUAAUUAUAAAAAACUACUCUUGGAUAAUCUAAGAAAGGUAAUGUUAUUAUAAAAACAUUUGGUGUCAUUAAAACAUUUUAUAUAUAACAUCUUGAAGAUGCUAAUAAGGAUUUUAAAUGGGAUGUAAGUUAUCAAAAGUUUCCUGUAAGAAUCAUGUUCAAUUUUGUUAAACAUAGUCCUGUAUGGUUAUAUUUUAAGGAUGAUGAGGAAGCCUAGAAAUAUUAUGAUUAUUUUAAGUGUCAUAUUGCUAUGAAUAAAAUUCAAAAAUUACCCAUUAUUAUUUAAGAAUCAACAUCACUUGUAAAAGAGAAUUAUUUUUUAUUAUUUGCAUAAAAAUUAGAAACAUAUUCAAUACAUGUUAUAUAAUAAAGAAAGAAGGCUGCCAAAUUAGGGAAAGAUGAAGCUAAAUUUUUAAUGGAAAUUGAUAUCAAAAUUAUAAGGAAUAUUUUAUAGAAGAAAUGGUUAAGUAAGAGUGUUUAAUUCUUCAAAAGAGAAGAGAGAAUGAAUUAAUUAGCUGAAGAGGAGAGAAAGAAAUUAGAUUAAAUUAGAUAAGAAGAUGAAAAUAAAAAAAUGAAAUGGCGAUAAUUUCUAGGAUCCAAAUCAGUACUUAAUGUUGAAUUAGCAGAGUGGUUAAGACCUAUGAUGGCAGAUUGGUUAGAAAAAAGUGAAGAAAUAUAAAACACUUAAAAAGUAAGAGAAUUAGUCUUUACAAUACUUAUCAAAUCAAUUAAUAUUGCUGUUGAUAUUAAUUUAAUUAAGCCAACACUAUUUGUAGAAUUAUAAUCAGUGGAAUAAGAUUCUAAAUUAACAAUGGAAGCCUAUUUAGGAUAACAAAAAACGGAUCAUUUUUAUAAUUGGUUAUUGAGGGAAUAAAAUUUUGAGAAUAAAAUCAUAUCUAAAUAAUAAGAGAGAAAACCAUGCUCUUUCAUUAUUUCAAAUAUAAAUAAUUAAGAUCAAUUUUAAAUAUAAUUCAAAGACAUGGUCAAUGCUUUCUAUGAUACAGCUACUAUUCCUUUCAAAAUUAUUGUUAAAGAAUUACUUCAAUAAUCUUAAUAAGGAAGAUCCAUGUGGAUACCUUUAAAAUUAGUAUAAACAAAUUCAUUAAAAACUGAAUCUAAAGAGAGUAUCAUUUAUGUAGAAAUUGAUAUACAUGUUAAACCUUCAAUUAUGAUGCAUAAUCCUUAAUCUUAUGAGGAAGAAUUAGAAUAUAUAGUUGAACAUAGUCUAGCUUUUUCAGAUCCUAUUUAUUUGAGUACUAUUUAAAUUCCAAAAAUGAAUAAGGAUAUCAUGAAAUUUAUUCUUAUAACAUUAGAAGAAAGUAACAUUUGUAUGAAAUAGAGUAUGUAAAUGUUAAGCUAUAUCUUAUUCUUAUAAUAAAAGAAUCCUGAAACUCUUAAUAAAUAAAUGCAUUAAUUAUAAAUGGUAUUUAUUAGAAAGGUCAUUUUAAAUUUGUGUCAUAAUUUUGGUCUAAUGGAAAAAUAAAUCAAACAAUAUGAAUUAGUUUCAUAUCGUUUAGAAUCUAUGAAUUUCUACAAUAUAAAAAAUCCACAAGUACAAGAAUUAGUUAAUGGACUCUUUUUAAUGGGGAUUCCCUAUUAUUUAAGAAAUAAAUUAUGGUUUCAAUUAUUAUAAAUAUCAUUUGAUCCUAUUAAAAAAGUCUUGAGUUAAAACUACAAAGUUAAUCUUGAUAGAGAGGAUGGUAUGAAUGAAAGUGUUUCACUUUAUUUCAAAUUAUCUCAACUUAAAUAAAAUUUAAAAAAAACACUACUUUAAUAAAUAGAUAUCUAUUUGAGAUAAGAAGAUAGUCGAAAAGGAUUUGGUAAUGAAUAAUUUUAUCAUCAAUUAAAGAAUCUUCUAAUAAGUUUCUUAUUGUAUCAAGGUAAUUAAGGAUUGAUCCCAAACUAGAUAUAUAUUCAUCAUCUAUUCACUUUUGCUAAAAAAAUGUUAGUCAUGUAAAUCUAUUAUCAUGUCAGAUAUAAUGAUUACACUGAAUUUGCUAAUGAAACUAAAUAGACUCCUUCUGAUUUAAUUAAUGAAAGUAGAGCAUUCUGGCUUUUAGUUGGCUUUCACAAUUAAGUUCUAGCUGAUUAUCCAUUAUAUGAAGAUUAGACCUUAUAAAAUAGAUUAUUCUUAGAAUAAUGUGCUAAAUUAAGAGUCUAUCUAAAUAAAAAACAUCCAGACUUAUUUCAUAAAAUGUUCUUAUAUGGAAUUGAAGUAGAAAAUGAAUUAUUUGAAUUGUUCUUUAAUCUUUUUUCUGAUGUCCUACCAUCAGAAACUCUUUAUAGAGCAUGGGAUCUCAUUAUUUAUUAAUAAUAACAAUCAAUCAGAGCUACUUCUGAAAGAGGAAAUAUCAUUAUUUCCAUAACUGCUGCUCUCUUAUUAAGAGUGCAUAAGAAAAUCAAUAAUAUCUCCAAUCACUUGGCCUUCUUAGCUGCAAUUAAAGUAGAAGCUAUGUUGAUUAAUGAUGUAACUGAAUUCCUUACUGAAGUACUAUAAGUCUAGAAAGAUUUGAAUUUAGCUGUUUAAAUUGAAUAUUAAGAAGAAGGACCACCUAAAUUAGAACCUUAAGUAGAAUAUAAAAGUAUCUAUAUUAUUAUAGUAUUCUUUAGUUAAGUCUGAUUAUAGAAUAUUUGAUGUUCUAGACGAAAAGCAUCCUAAAGGGUCAUAAUAAAUGCAAGUGUAUUAGUAUUUAAAUUUUAUUGAUUUUUGA